Macrosteles quadrilineatus (aster leafhopper) is the source of this 2808-nucleotide messenger RNA. RefSeq lists its product as uncharacterized. Lineage: Eukaryota; Metazoa; Arthropoda; Insecta; Hemiptera; Cicadellidae. The transcript has a single exon. The coding region runs from base 1 to 2808 and encodes 935 amino acids. The record is from RefSeq and is a predicted model, not a curated record.
AUGCCUGACACUUUGGUGACUUUCAGCGACAUGGUGCAAAACUUAGUGGUGACAGUGAAGUCCUUGAAGCAAGAUCAUUAUCUGUUCAACCCCCAACUGAUGGAAGAAUUGACUGAUAAGCUAUCCACCAACAUGAAACUUAAUUGGGGAAUGCACGUCACAUCACCACAGUCUCAAAUAAAACAUCCUGUCGGCCUGGACACUUUUUCAAUGUGGCUUUCUUCUAUGGCAGAUGCAGCAACUAUAUGUGCUCCUAGUACAUCAUCUUUACCUGGAAACUACAAAAGUGCAACAAGUGGGAAUUCAAACCAAAGAAACUACGUUUUUAUCCAAGAAGAAAGUGACAAAAGACCUGGAAAGCGGAUGUGUCUUUGCUGUAAGAAAAAAGAACAUUGUUUGGAAAACUGCAAGCAGUUCUUAGAAUAUGAUGUGAACAAGAGAUGGGACACAGUCAAGAGCUGCGGUGUGUGUUUCAAUUGCCUGAAAACGAAGCACCGAGCAGCAAAGUGCUGUAAAAGGGUUGCCUGUGGAGUGAACGGUUGUACCUACUCUCACCACAAACUGUUGCACUGUCUCACAAAGAAAGAAGAUGAGAACACAAAAAAUCCUGAACCAACUGAAGUACAAACAGAGCACGUAGGGUACCAAGAGGAAACAAUAGCAAGGGUUCUCUUAAGAGUUCUCUCUGUGACUUUGGUGGGGAGAAAUGGAGUGAAAAUUGACACGUUUGCACUUAUUGAUGAUGGUUCUACCGUUUCCAUAAUUGAAAAAGAUUUGGCAGAAGAACUUGGAAUUGAAGGUCCUGAAAAACCUGUAUCGUUUUCAUGGACAGAUGGGUCUGUUUACACUGAAGAGCAGUCUCAAACCAUAUCAGUGACAGUUCUUGGAGAAACAGGAGAAGAGUUAUUACUGGACAAUGUGAGGACAUUGAGAGAGUUGCAGCUACCAACACAAUCAAUUAGCAUGGAGAAAAUGAAAAGAAAAUGGUCGCAUCUACAAGACAUCCCAGAGGAAGUUUUCAGACGUGGUCGGCCAAGACUCCUCAUUGGACAUGAGCACAUCCACCUGACAGUUCCUCUGCAAGUUGUGAUCGGGCCUGCCAAUGCACCUAUUGCACUGAAGUCAAAAUUGGGAUGGACAAUUAAUGGCCCCACUGGAAAAAACAUUUACCAAACUCGAGUCGAUAAGGAAUUUGUGAUGUUUAAAAGCGAGAUAAGCUCAGAGAUGGAAGAGCUUAAUUCCAUAGUCAAAAGAAGUUUCAAUACAGACUUUUUUGAUUGCUCAGAUUACAACUGUAAGAAGACUGAAGAGGAAAUGAGAGAAGAAACAAUUUUGGAAAAUACAUGUUCUCAGAAAGAAGAUGGAUGUUGGCAAGUUGGUUUGCUUUGGAAAAAAGACAAUCCUCACUUACCUGAAAGUCGGUCUGUUGCUUGGCGAAGAUUAAACUAUGUUGAUGAAAAAAUGAAUGAUAAUCCAAAACUUAGCGAACAAUAUCAUAAACAGAUAUUAAGCUACGCUGAAAAGGACUACGCAGAAAAGCUGAGCCCAGAUAAAGCUAACAACAGGAGUGAGAAGACAUGGUAUCUCCCUCACUUUUCCGUGAUCAACCCAAGGAAACCAGACAAGUUCCGGUUUGUGUUCGACGCAGCUUCGAAAGCUCACGGACAAAGCUUAAACAGUCAUCUACUUCCUGGGCCAAACUUGUUUAACAGUUUGAUUGGGAUUCUGUUUCAAUUUAGAAAACACAAGAUUGCGUUUGCAGCUGACAUAGAAGAAAUGUUUCUGAGAAUAAAAAUAAUAGCAGAAGAUCAAGAUGCACUACGCUUUCUCUGGAGAGGAGAAAAUAGAAAUCUUGAAGAAUGGUGUAUGACAUCUAUGAUUUUUGGAGCGGUGUGCUCACCUACUAGUGCCAUCUAUGUCAUGAGGAAAAAUGCUGAAAAAUAUGGAAAAGAAAACCAAGAAGCUUUGCAUGCCAUACAAGAACAGUUUUACAUGGAUGACUAUCUGGACAGCAGAGAAACUAUUGACGAAGCAGAAACUUUGGUAAAAGAUGUAGUAAAUAUCUGCCAGAAAGGAGGAUUCAACUUGAGGAAUGUCAUCAGUAAUUCAGAGGAACUAAUUAGUUCACUGCCCAAGUCAAAAUGGUCAAGCAAUUACUCGAAUGAAGAAUUGGGAUUAUCAGCCGAGGAUACAGAACGAGUUCUCGGACUGCACUGGAACUUUCGUGAAGAUGUCCUUGUCUUUAAAGUGAACUUCAUUAAAGUAAAGAAUGAAAUUGUACAAUUAAAGGAGUCACCAACGAAGCGACAGGUUCUGCAGGCUGUGAUGUCUAUUUACGAUCCAUUGGGAUUCAUUACUCCGAUUACGAUGAAAGGAAAAAUCCUUGUACAAAACCUGUGGAAGUUAAACAUUCAAUGGGAUGAAGUAAUACCAGCCAAAUUGGAGAAGUUGUGGGAAAACUGGAUGAAAGAUGUAAAGAAGUCAGAAAAAUUGAAAACACAACGUUGCUACAACCUAACUUCAAAUUGCUCCUUGCAGCUGCAUAUAUUUUGUGAUGCGUGUGAAAAAGGAUUUGGUUCAGUGGCAUAUUUCAGAGUGGAAAAAGGAGAUCAAGUUGAGGCUACAUUUGUACUAGUAAGAUUUGGCAAGAUGAUAACUGAUGAAAACCAAACAGGAGGACAUUUCGCCAAGGGCAUAGUGGAGGUGGUACACCCUGGGCGAGAUGGCCAAGUUGGAGGGGCGGACGUUCGAACAGCCACCGGAGUCUGGAGGAGACCUGUAACCAAACUGGUGAAGCUGAUGACCUGA